Molecule: messenger RNA, 350 nt
Organism: Staurois parvus
Lineage: Eukaryota; Metazoa; Chordata; Amphibia; Anura; Ranidae
Source: the annotation of a GenBank genome assembly
CUAGGCAUGCAGACUGCUUCUACAAACAUUUGUGAAAGAAUGGAUUGCUCUCAGGAGUUCAGUGAAUUCACGCAUGGUACUGUGAUAGGUUGCCACCAGAGCAAUAAGUCCCUCUGUGAAAUUUCCUUGCUACUAAAUAUUCCACAGUCGACUCCAAGUGAAAUGCAAAGCAAGUGCAAUGCAAAGGGUGCAGUGUUGUAAGGCAUGCUGCCACUGGACUGUAGAGCAGUGAAGACGUGUUCUCUUGAGUGACAAAUUACGUUUCUCUGUCUGGCAAUCCGAUGGACAUGUCUUGGUUUGGCGUUUGCCAGGAGACCGUUACUUGCCUGACUGCAUUGUGCCAAAUGUAA